AUGGAUCCCUCUCUUAAUGGUGACCCCCUUUCCUCACAGUCUCAAUUGUAUUUCUCCUAUAGGACAAACAACGACAAGAGAAAUAGUACAACCAGACCCAGUGGCCACGACCAUCACCUUAAGAUCAGAAAUACUAACUACUCUGCAAAGAUCUUUCUGAAUCAAACGGUCCCUAUUCCUACUCCCGUCUCAGAAUCUGCUAAUAUGGAUGAAGGCUAUUUCUCAACGAGUCAUACGAAAAACCACAGAAGAGGCACCGAAAAUUCUCCCUUCAACUCAAACGCAACUUUAGUGAAUGAACUCUCUCUCCCCUCAAGGGUAAGCUCAGUAUCAUCCGAAACAACGUUAAACUCUUGUCACUUAAACGAUAAUGACACUGUUGAUUCAAAGACUUUGGUUCCAAUGAAAAUAAACGAAGAAGAUGCACUUGAAGACCCCCAAGAACAUGUGCAGGAAAACCAACAAGAUAAUGGACAAGUACCGGGAGAUGAAGCUGAAGAAGAAGUUGGGGAAGAAGUUGGGGAAGAAAAAGAAGAAGUAGAAGAAGGAAUAGUUGGUGAUGAACAUGAUUAUCAACAUCAGUAUCGGCGUGGACGCCCUUCAAGUUUGAAUCUAAUCAACUCGAAUUUUAAUAAGCUGUCUCUUGACUCAGAUAACGAUCUCCUUUCCAGGAGAGAAAGCACUCCACAAUGUUCUUCUUCUGCGUCCUCCUCUUCCUCCAUCAAUAGAGGUAUGUUCAAUAGAUCUAAACUUCAUGGUCUAGGUCAUCGUACUACUAAAAGUGAUAGUUUUAGUUUGAAAUUGCCCUUGAAGAAGUUGGAGAAAAAAUCAAUCAAUCAAUUGAAUGAUUUAACCGAAGAAGAUUUUAAUGAAUUUCCAUUGACCAAUAACACCAACAAUAGUAAUAAUAAAAACAACAAUAACGACUACGGCAACAUCGACAACAUCGACGAUAUCCGCAGCAAUUGCAAAAACAGCAACGGCAACGAUAUCCGCAGCAACAUCAAUCUUGCCAUCACACCUAGUGGCGGUAUUAACAAUCACUCAAAACCGUUGGCAUCAGCCCCAUUGGAUUUCAACCAUCAUUUCCCUUUCACCUCUCCAAAUAAUGAACAAACCUCAAUAAUAUCAAAUGAUACCCCAACUUCCACUCCAAAGUCUGCAGAAUUUAAUUUUUCGUUAACAAGUAAACCGCUUCUCCCCAAUAGUAGCAGCAAUACUACUACCUCGAACCUUAGCUCUGACUCUUUACCACUGAGAACAUCCACAAGAGCUAAGAGAAAUAGCUUGAAAUUACCCGAUAAAGUGCAUCUUCUUAAAUUAGAAGAUGCACAGUUAUUAAUAUUAAAUAAAUUGAAUUCAGUUGGAGAUGAUAAUUUAUCAAACCUAUUAAUUAUCGAUGUACGUCCGUUCCACGAUUUUUGCCAGGCUCAUAUGUCCCACUCAAUUAACAUCUGCUUACCUUCAACUCUUUUGAAAAGGCCAACAUUCACUUUACAAAAAUGUAUUCAAACUUUAACUAGUAAGGAAAAAAACGUAUUUUCUCGUUAUGCUCUCAGGAACCCGAAUGAUUUACCAGAUGUUUUAUUCUAUGACAAUUUCAAUGCUUCUAGAGAUAGUAUCUCUUCUCAGGUUUUCUUCCUUGUAAGUAAAUUUUUACAAGAUUCAAAUUGGAAUUCCUCAUUUUAUAUAUUAGAAGGUGGCUUCAAUAAAUUCAAUGAAAAAUACAAUUAUGACAAGGAAAACAGUAACAACCACAAUGACAAAUUAAACCUCCCUGACAAUCCAAACAAUUCAAGCACUUCUAUGAUAUCACGCGAGAGUGCUGUUGAUGAUAGACUAACCUUACCCUCCGAAAAUGACAACAGUUCAACCUCUUUUUCAUCAAGCACUUUUUCAUCCAAUUCCAACUACUUAUCUCCUCAUUCUUUGAUUUCACCGGCUAUUGCAAAUGUUUCAAAAAACUCAAACGCUGCCACUUCAAAUAAAUCAUCUCCAACCGCAUUGUCUAGAUUCAUUUUACCUGAUUCUGUGAAUAAGCCUGUAUUUAAAACCAGAAACUAUGAUGAAGUUCUUACGUCAAAUACAGAUUUGUCAAUUCAUUUGACUUCUGUCUUAACUCCAAACGAAUUUUCGAAAUUGCCUGUUUGGCUAACCAACGUAUUUGGUAAUGAUCUAGGGUCGUCUAUCCUAACAGACAAAUUUAACCAUUUACAACUGGAGGAACGGAAUAGAUUAAACCAGGCUUUCAAUAGGUCCAUUGAUGAAAAUAAUAGCAACCCUUCAUAUAACGGCCCGUUAAUCUCCUCAGGAAUCGAACUGGGAAGGAAGAAUAGAUAUAAAGACAUCUUCCUUUAUGAACAUGCAAGAGUGAAAUUGAACAAUGAUUCGAAUGACAUUCUAUUAAAUUACAUCAAUGCUUCUUAUAUCAAAUACCCUAGCUCAAAGUUGAAUUACAUUGCAACCCAAGGUCCUUUAAAAGAAACCAUCGGUGAUUUCUGGAAAGUUGUUUACGACAACGAUACCCCAAUUAUUUUCUCAUUAACACCACAACACGAGAAUCUAGUUGAAAAAUGUGCACCUUUUUGGAAUUCCGGCAUUUUUUAUUCAAAUGGUACAAAGAUGACUGUUGGGUUAGUCGAAGAAAUUCAAGAUUUGAAUAUAACUUGUGGAAAUAAAGCAUCCUGUAGUGCUCGUCUAAUUUCCAUCCGGUCUGACGAUAUGCCAGUCAAACAUAUUCUACAAGUACACAUGAUGAGUUGGCCUGACUUUGGUAUCGUCAUAUCCGAGGAAGAUAUUUUGAGUCUAAUUGGUCUGAAGAAAUACGUUCUGCACGAAACUGACUUGUCUUCAAAGCCAGUUGUUGUUCAUUGCAGUGCCGGCUGUGGUAGAACAGGAGCAUUUUGUGUUAUUGAUACGUGUAUUGAUCUUUUGUCCCAUAGCGGCGACCUUUCGUCACCAUCAUCAUCAAAAGAUUUGGUAUAUGAGAUUACAUCUGUUUUUAGAUCGCAGAGGAUAUUUAUGGUUCAAACUUUGAGACAAUACAUUCUAAUAUACGACACGAUCAUCAAAUUUUUUAAAAUGAGGAGAAAUCCAGAGAAAUUUAUCAUCGGUGAUAAAUUAACAGUUGACGGGUUAAUCGAUUGGGAGGCUAAAGAUCCGGGAAUUUUAGGAAAUUUCAUAUCACUUAAGUUAAAAGAAAAGGAGCUAAAUCAUUGA
Pichia kudriavzevii is the source of this 3219-nucleotide messenger RNA. RefSeq lists its product as uncharacterized. NCBI's taxonomy places the organism in Eukaryota, Fungi, Ascomycota, Pichiomycetes, Pichiales, Pichiaceae. The transcript has a single exon. Bases 1 to 3219 code for a protein of 1072 amino acids. Gene Ontology annotation, biological process: protein dephosphorylation. The record is from RefSeq and is a predicted model, not a curated record. Gene Ontology annotation, molecular function: protein tyrosine phosphatase activity.